AUUAGUGCUCAUGCGCGAGAAACAAGUGAAAAGCCAGCUAUCAAAUCCUUGCACCAUCGGUGGACAUUACACAAAAUGUGUUAGCUACUUAGUAAGAAAUUAUUAUUAAUAAAUGUAAAUCACUAACAACGGUGUUAGUUGUGCUUCUAAUCAGUACGUUAGGUUGCAUGCAAUGGAUUAUACUGGGUCUGUUAGCUAGCUUGCUAACACUUAGCUAGCUAACGUUCAACGAGUUGGCCCAUCUUGGGCUAGCUAACACUAGUCAGUCAGUUUGGUUUCGUCUAUUUCAAAGUAUUAGCUAACUACCAGUAAUGGCUUUCACUGACUUCUCUUAUGGCACACCCGAUGUGGUAUACAAAGCCUUUAUUAACCAGACAGUCGCCAUCACAUCCACCUAGCACUGAGUCGACCCUAUGACUAAUCAGUCAUGGACAAAGGUUUGGUACCAGGUAGGACCAGUUCGGUCUCAGAGGAGAUGGAGGGGAUAUGUGUGAUGCCAGAUAUGAGUGGCAUCAAGUUGGAACACCCGGGUGGGAGUGCGGACAACACAGGUGCACAGAACGUGGCCAUGGGGAUCAAGUUCAUUCUGCCCAACCGCUUCGAUAUGAACGUGUGCUCAAGAUUCGUCAAGUCACUCAACGAGGAGGACAGCAAAAACAUCCAGGACCAGGUCAACUCCGAUUUGGAGGUGGCUUCUGUUUUAUUUAAAGCCGAGUGUAAUAUUCAGACGUCACCCUCACCUGGGAUACAAGUGCGUCAUGUUUAUACCCCGUCCACCACCAAACACUUCUCUCCCAUCAAACAGUCGACAACACUCACCAACAAGCACCGUGGUAACGAGGUGUCCUCCACACCUCUUCUGGUCCACUCUCUGUCCAUUCACCAGCUAGCAGCACAGGGUGAAAUGGUUUUCCUGGCCAGCAGGAUUGAACAAGAGACCGUGAUUAACCUGCAGGAUGAGGAAGGCUUCACCCCCCUGAUGUGGGCUGCAGCACAUGGACAGAUUGCAGUCGUAGAGUUCCUGCUUCAGAACGGAGCGAACCCCAACCUGUUGGCUAAAGGCAGAGAGAGUGCUCUGUCUCUGGCAUGCAGUAAGGGAUACACAGACAUCGUGAAGAUGCUGAUCGACUGUGGGGUGGACGUCAAUGAAUAUGACUGGAACGGCGGGGCUCCCGUGCUCUACGCUGUCCAUGGGAACCAUGUGCCCUGUGUGGAAAUGCUCCUGGAAAGUGGAGCCGACCCCACCAUUGAGUCCGACUCUGGCUUCAACGCUAUGGAUAUGGCUGUGGCAAUGGGCCAUAGGAAUGUUCAACAGGUGAUGGAGGCCCAUCUACUGAAGCUGCUUAUGGGGAUGCGAGAGUGACCAGAUCCCAGGGAAAAGCCACUAACCUGGGGGACAUGAAGGACUGCCUGGGAAUGGAAAUACAGUAUACGCCAUAAUGAAUUAAGAAAUAUGUCUGAGGACAAACGUGAAGCACGUCUACGAGACUCACCUGUUAGGCUCAUGUGUGAAACGUUUAGGAAGCAUGUGUGUGAGUAUUUAGGCACCCCAUGUAUCUGUUUUGGGUAGACGUCCUAUUGAGUUUUGUAACAAACCAUGUAAAUAACUUCUGAGCAAAAUGCCAAUGUGAGAAACUAGUGCAUAAACCCAAACUUCUACACUAAUCAUGCAUUAAUAAAUGGGGGAUGUUGAAAGUGGA
Salvelinus sp. IW2-2015 is the source of this 1700-nucleotide messenger RNA. Its product is annotated as ankyrin repeat family A protein 2. Gene Ontology annotation, cellular component: nucleus. Gene Ontology annotation, molecular function: protein binding. Gene Ontology annotation, biological process: regulation of gene expression. The record is from RefSeq and is a predicted model, not a curated record. NCBI's taxonomy places the organism in Eukaryota, Metazoa, Chordata, Actinopteri, Salmoniformes, Salmonidae.